UUAUUUAAGUUAUAUCUUAUUGAAGUUGCGCUGUUUAAGAAACAUUAUUGUUAAAUUCUUCUCUUUUUCAUUGAAUUUUUGUGCUUUCUUAUUUUAGGAGCUUUGAUUUCUUUUCAAGUUUUCUGCCUGAAAUUUACUGACUUGGGAACUCAUGAAUCUUGGGGAAAUGAUUAUUGAAGUGAUUUUGGGAUCAAAUAAGUUUUUGAGAAGUUUACAUGUUUCAAAAUUUUAAUGAGUUAUGUGAUAGACUCAUAUGGGAAACCAAAGAUUGAUUUUUGUGUUGGUAGCACUUGCUGUUAAUUAUUUACUGUUUCAGUCAAUUUUGGUUCCAUAUGGAAAUGGAAAACCUCCUUGGUCUUCAAGGCAUGAAAUAUCAUUGCAUUCCACACCAAAUCAUUUCACUAUUCGGAAUCCGCUUAUACGUGAUGCUUCUGAAGAUUUCAAUGCUAUGGUGGAGAAAAUGAAUAUUCCCAUCAUCAAUGAUGAAUCAGGUCAUGGAAAUCAGUUAAAAAGUGUUUCUGCAUUUGGGGUAAGUAGAGAUGAUUUUCAAAGUUUACCUGAGAAGAAAAAUGUUGGUAAAAACAACAGCUUGGAGUUGGAUAAUGUAGGUUCCAAGAAAAGUUUCAUAGCAGUUUUGGCCAAGGACAGUAAGGUUGACUUUUCAGUGAAGCAAUUUUUGGUUACAAAAAGGGGAGUUUCUACAAUUUCUCAGAUGGUAAAAAGUAAACAUGUUGAUUCGAGGGAACAUGAUCAUACAACUUCAUCCACUAAUCUGACUCAUCUUGAAAAUUCUCCUCAGAAAAACAAGAAGUGUAAUAUGCCCCCUAAGUCAAGAAUGUUAAUACAGGAGAUGAACCAUAUACUAGAGCGUCGCCGUGUUUCUUCUCGAGCAAUGAGACCAAGGUGGUCAUCCAAACUUGAUAUGGAAAUUCUUGCUGCAAGGUCAGAGAUUGAGCAUGCUCCUAUAGUAACACAUGACAAUGAACUUUAUGCUCCUCUAUUUCGCAAUCAUUCUAUGUUCAAAAGGAGCUAUGAACUCAUGGAACGCAUGCUCAAAGUAUAUAUAUACAUGGAAGGAGACAAACCAAUCUUUCAUCAACCUAUACUUAAAGGACUCUAUGCCUCGGAGGGUUGGUUUAUGAAAUUGAUGGAGGAGAAUAAGCAUUUUGUUGUGAAGGAUCCUGCAAAGGCUCACCUGUUCUAUAUGCCAUUCAGUUCGCGUAUGUUAGAGUUUGCUGUUUAUGUACGUAACUCUCAUAAUCGGACGAAUCUCCGUAGCUAUUUGAAGGGCUAUACAGAUAAAAUUUCAGCAAAAUAUCAUUAUUUUAACAGAACUGGUGGUGCUGACCAUUUUCUUGUUGCUUGCCAUGAUUGGGCUCCAUAUGAAACAAGACACCACAUGGAAUACUGCAUAAAAGCCCUCUGCAAUUCUGAUGUAACUCAAGGCUAUAAAAUAGGAAGGGACGUUUCUCUUCCAGAAACUUAUAUCCGGUCAGUACGAAAUCCUCAGAGAGAUAUCGGCGGAAAACCUCCUCACCAAAGAACCAUUCUUGCCUUCUAUGCUGGAAAUAUGCACGGCUAUUUGCGUCCGAUAUUGCUAAAGCACUGGAAGGACAAGGACCCCAAUAUGAAGAUAUUUGGCCCAAUGCCUCAUGGUAUUGCAAGCAAAAUGAAUUACAUCCAGCACAUGAAGAAUAGCAAAUACUGCAUUUGCCCGAGAGGGUACGAAGUCAACAGCCCGCGAGUGGUUGAAGCCAUAUUUUAUGAGUGUGUACCUGUGAUCAUAUCAGAUAAUUUUGUGCCACCACUUUUUGAGGUUUUAAAUUGGGAUGCAUUCUCAUUAAUCCUUGCAGAGAAAGAUAUUCCAAACUUGAAACAGAUACUUCUUUCAGUGCCUGAAAAGAAGUACCUCAAUCUACAACUUGGGGUCAGAAGGGUUCAGAAACAUUUUCUUUGGCAUACAAAACCAUUGAAGUAUGACCUCUUCCACAUGACCCUCCACUCAAUUUGGUAUAAUAGAGUAUUUCAAAUCAAGGUGAGGUGAAAAUGAAAAUGGCCCUCUGAGCUGUAGAGGGAAUAAGAACUUGAGAAAGAAUAUGGUAGGAACUAGGAAUUUGUAUUUAGUGUCCUAGUUUCUUACUAGUUUUGAGUGAAUCAAAAAGAAAAUGUUCAAGUUCAUGUCAAUGUACUUACACUUACGUGGUAUUGUGGGAUUCAUACAAAUAAAACAGAACAAACUUUUUUAUCAGUGAACCCACAAGUCUCAUCUUCCAAGAGUAGUUCUUUUUAGGAGUUGUUGGAUAUUAAAUGUGAAUGCCUCUCUCAGUAAAGACAUGAACUAUAUUUCACCA
Cicer arietinum (chickpea) is the source of this 2351-nucleotide messenger RNA. Lineage: Eukaryota; Viridiplantae; Streptophyta; Magnoliopsida; Fabales; Fabaceae. The record is from RefSeq and is a predicted model, not a curated record.